AUGAUGAUUAAAAUAGUUGGAUAAUUCUAUAUAAAGACAAUUUGUUUAAUUAUCAGGUUCAAAAAUUAAGAAAUGUCUUUUGGAGUUCCAUUUUUGAUUUAACACAAUAUUAAUGAAUAAUAUUUAUCAAUAGAACUUUAAAAUGCUAAAUAAAAUAAGAUUGAUGAGUUUUUUGUAGUUUAAAAGAAAAAGAGAGAGCCUGGAUCUUUAUUGGUGAUAUUUGAUAUGAAAUGA
Paramecium sonneborni is the source of this 234-nucleotide messenger RNA. NCBI's taxonomy places the organism in Eukaryota, Ciliophora, Oligohymenophorea, Peniculida, Parameciidae. The record is from the annotation of a GenBank genome assembly.